Messenger RNA from Fundulus heteroclitus (mummichog), 1295 nucleotides. RefSeq names its product enoyl CoA hydratase, short chain, 1, mitochondrial (gene echs1). Gene Ontology annotation, molecular function: enoyl-CoA hydratase activity. Gene Ontology annotation, biological process: fatty acid beta-oxidation. The coding region runs from base 79 to 954 and encodes 291 amino acids. The transcript has 8 exons. Gene Ontology annotation, cellular component: mitochondrion. The record is from RefSeq and is a predicted model, not a curated record. NCBI's taxonomy places the organism in Eukaryota, Metazoa, Chordata, Actinopteri, Cyprinodontiformes, Fundulidae.
UAAAGAAGAAGAACUUGCAGGAAAAGGAAGGACCCACUGACCAGCCUGACCAGCAAAGUUAAGCGUCGCCCUGCAGUCAUGGCCUUUUUGUGCAGAAGCGCAGCUUUGCUCCUGAAGUCCUCCAGAGCAGCGCCGGCUCUGCUGUCGGCUGGCCGCCUCUACAGCUCAGGGGCUCAGUACGAGUACAUUUUGGUGGAGAAGCGAGGUGACAAGAACAACGUUGGCUUCAUCCAGCUGAACCGACCCAAGGCUCUAAACGCCCUCUGCGACGGUCUGAUGAAGGAGGUGGGGCAGGCACUGGACGCCUUUGAAGCCGACGCAGACGUCGGAGCCGUCGUCAUCACCGGCAGCGACAGAGCCUUUGCUGCCGGAGCGGACAUCAAAGAGAUGCAGAAUCGAACCUUUCAGGAAUGUUACGGCGGGAACUUUCUGGCUCAUUGGAACAGGGUGUCCACAGUGAGGAAGCCUGUAAUCGCUGCUGUUAAUGGAUUUGCUCUGGGUGGAGGCUGCGAGCUGGCCAUGAUGUGCGACAUCAUCUAUGCUGGCGAGAAGGCGCAGUUUGGCCAACCAGAAAUCCUGCUGGGGACCAUUCCUGGAGCGGGUGGCACCCAGCGCCUGACUCGUGCUGUUGGCAAAUCCCUGGCAAUGGAAAUGGUCCUAACGGGCGACAAGAUUAAUGCUGAGGAGGCCAAACAGUCAGGUUUGGUGAGUAAGAUUUAUCCCGUGGACCAGCUCGUAUCUGAGGCUGUUAAAUGUGGGGAGAAAAUCGCAGCCAAUUCCAAACUGGUCAGCGCCAUGGCUAAAGAAGCUGUAAAUGCAGCCUUUGAACUGACUUUGGCUGAAGGGAAUCGUUUGGAAAAGCGUUUGUUUCAUGCUACCUUUGCGACGGAUGACCGUAAGGAAGGCAUGACUGCGUUUGUGGAGAAGAGAAAAGCUAAUUUCCAGGACCAUUAGAUAAAAAGCUCAACAUCACGAGGUUCCUGCAGACGAUUGUUCGCUCCCUCAUUGAUGAUGCAUUGUGUGGUGCGAAGAUCCUGACUGGUGUGGAGCAAAUAAUGAGGUUUAGCUCAAAGGUGUCCCAUCGUAGCUUGCUGGGGUCAAGUGUUCAAAAUAAAAUACUGUGUUGGAUCAGAAUGUGAUGGUGAUUCGAUGACUGUUUUGUAGUGUACAGGAAGGAUGAAGCUGGAUGACAAAUUAGUACUAAUUUUGCCUUUUUAUUUUGUCAGAUCUUUGUAUCAGUGUAUUCUGUGUGCAUUUGCAAAUAAAGCUAUAAAGAAUGAUUUUUAACACUAAAA